Molecule: messenger RNA, 3859 nt
Organism: Mustela lutreola (European mink)
Lineage: Eukaryota; Metazoa; Chordata; Mammalia; Carnivora; Mustelidae
Gene: HAPLN2
Product: hyaluronan and proteoglycan link protein 2
Exons: 7
Coding region: 421-1443 (340 amino acids)
Biological process (GO): cell adhesion
Molecular function (GO): hyaluronic acid binding
Source: RefSeq, a predicted model, not a curated record
CGGCCCAACGUCUUCAUAGCCACCAGUCCAUCUGCUCCUUCUCCAGGCCGAGAGCAUCUAGAAGAAACGAGGCACCCCACCCUCCACAUUCCUCCAGGCCCAGGACAGUGAGCCGUGCAGAGAAAGGUCCAAGUCACAGGCUGGACACCAGUCACCUAGCCUAGCUUAGUGGACUGGCAGGUGGACAAGUUCUCGGCACCUUAGCUGCUCCUGGGAGAUCAGGGCAGAAGCACAAGGAGCAGCCCUGCUGAUCGGGUGCCCAAGUCCCGGGGCUCGAAGGUGCCUGGACCUGCCAGGGGUCCCGCAACGCCUUCACUGGAACGUCUUCCUGGAGCAGGACAAAAAGCAGCCAGUCCCUGCCUCUCCCAUCUCUGUGAAGAGACCAGCUUCUAACAGACAGCGCUGGGCUGACUCGCCAUCAUGCCAGGUCCGCUCAGUCUCCCAACACUCUGCCACUUCCUUCUCCCUUGGGCCUUCGCCAUCCUCCACGAAGCCCUGGGGGACGCAGCACCCCACCCCGGUCCCCACUACCUCCUGCCCCCCAUCCACGAGGUCAUUCACUCUCAUCGUGGGGCCACGGCCACGCUGCCCUGCGUCCUGGGCACCUCGCCUCCCAGCUACAAGGUCCGCUGGAGCAAAGUGGAACCCGGGGAGCUCCGGGAAACGCUGAUCCUCAUCACCAACGGCCUGCAUGCCCGGGGCUACGGGCCCCUGGGGGGACGUGCCAGGAUGCGGAGGGGGCACCGGCUGGACGCCUCCCUAGUCAUCGAGGGCGUGCGCCUGGAGGACGAGGGCAGGUACCGCUGUGAACUCAUCAACGGCAUGGAGGACGAGAGCGUGGCGCUGACGCUGCGCCUGGAGGGAGUGGUGUUUCCGUACCAGCCGAGCCGGGGCCGGUACCAGUUUAAUUACUACGAGGCAAAACAAGCGUGCGAGGAGCAGGACGGGCGUCUGGCCACCUACGCCCAGCUGUACCAGGCGUGGACCGAGGGCCUGGACUGGUGCAACGCGGGCUGGCUGCUCGAGGGCUCGGUGCGCUACCCGGUGCUCACGGCGCGCGCCCCGUGCGGCGGCCGGGGGCGGCCGGGGAUCCGCAGCUACGGGCCCCGCGACCGGAAGCGCGACCGCUACGACGCCUUCUGCUUCACUUCGAUGACGGCAGGCCACGUGUUCUUCGUGCCCGGGCGGCUGACUCUGUCCGAAGCGCACGCGGCGUGCCGGCGACGCGGGGCCACGGUGGCCAAGGUCGGGCACCUCUACGCCGCCUGGAAGUUCUCGGGGCUGGACCAGUGCGACGGCGGCUGGCUGGCGGACGGCAGCGUGCGCUUCCCCAUCACGUCGCCGCGGCCGCGCUGCGGGGGCCUCCCCGACCCCGGCGUGCGCAGCUUCGGCUUCCCGCGAGCCCAGCAGGCGGCCUUCGGGACCUACUGCUACUCGGAGUAGGGCGACCGGGGCCGGGCGCGAGACCUCCCGCCGCCCCCCUCCCGCAGCCAGCCACGGCCGGGGGUCCCGGGGUCCCGCCAGGCCGGGCGUGGGGGAGGAGGUGGAGGCGCCCGGCGGGACCUCGGACGCGCUGAUCCCGCGGACCUGGAGCGCUCCCGCGGCCGCCCCGGGCGUUAAGCGACGGCUGUGUCCCCCAGCCCAGCAACACGAGGACUUCUCACGUCGAGGCGUGGGGCGGGGGCGGCCUGGGGCCCAGGCGGCCGACCUCACGCCAAGGGACACGGCCUGAGGUGGGGCUUCUGCCGGCGGAGGCGAGCCUGCCGGACCGCGCGGGUUGCGGGGCGGGGGCCCCACCGGCGGAGGGCGCACUGCAGGCGCGGCCGCGGGAGAACGCGGGUGCUGUUGUGUCGAGCCCCACGCAGGGCGCCCUGCGCCCGCCGAGACCGUGCGGCUGGACUCCCGCCGCGCGCCGCCCCCGCAGGCCUGCAGGCGGCCGAACCAACCGAGACGGCCCCGCCGGCCUCCCGCCCCGCGCAGGAAACGCAAACCACCGCGCAGCUGACGGGAAGCGGGCCCUGCGCGGCGCGGGCGCCGGACGGCACGGGCGCCCCCGAGGGCGGCGCGGAACCGGACCCGGAGCACCAGCGUCAGGCCGGGCGCUGCAGAGACAAGCGCGGACGCUGUUCCGUUUCUUUUCACGCUGCGUGUUGUUCUCGUGAGUCCGUUCGCUCGUCCGGGGUCCGUUCCAGCGGUGCCCGUCCACCGCGGCCAGCUCGCGCGCGCGAAGGGCUCCCGGAGCCCCGGGCACGGACCGCUCAAAGCCGCGGGCUGCAGGUCCAGGCGGGCUCUUGCGGUGGUCGCCAAAGAGAGUCCGGCCCGUGGGGCUUCGCGUAACCGGGCGAAGGGCUUCUUCAGCGACCCUCGGCCCCGGGUACGAGUGUCUGCCCCGGGUCGGCCCUGAGGGCUGCUGAGACAGGGCCACGUGCCGCACACACCGGUACUGUAGCCGUCGGCGGUGACUGUGGGGACAGUGGCGGCAACAUCACCCACGGUGACUACGGCCCGGCUGACCGCAGCCUGCGGGACUGGCCUCUGGACGGCCGCGCCUUGCAGCAGCUCCUCCCUCGGGCGGCCGGGGCCUCGCGGUCAGCCACGGGUUCUCCUUAUCCCAGCCGCUCAGGGGCCCGGGCCCGCGGAGCAGCCACCUCGAGCGCUGCCAGUCGCCGCAGCGGAAGGAGGAGGCAAGAAGCGCGGCAGAAGGCCUUGGCCGCGUGAGGGGCCGCGGCCGGGGACACCUGCCUGUCCCGCGGACCGCGCGUUCUCUAGGACCGCCUGCAUGGCCUCGCGCAGCCGCCAGGGGGCAGCAGAGAGCAAGCCGACUCCGGCCUGGCAGGGACGCCGCAGCCCGGCCGCGUCCGGACCAGCCGCCGAGCCCGCGGAACAGGCGGGCGGCCGCCGCCUCCCUCUCCCAGUCCUGGCGUGCCAGGUCUGCGGUGAGAGCCCCGAAAGCCACGAUGCCGGGCUCAGCUGCUCCCCUGAAGGGAGAUGGCUUUCCCUCGGCGCGAUGCCCUGACGUUGUCAGAGACCAGAUGGGAAUCGGCCCCAGGACCCUUCCACUGGCUGCAAAGCUUGGUGUUCUCACCCAUGAAUACAAAGCUUGCUAAUUUUUACAACUACUCUCCACAUUCCUAUUACAAUUUUUUUGUUUUUUUAAAUCAUGGAGGACUGUAAACCUGCGCAGAGAGAGACUCGGCGGCGGAUCGCUGUAUCCCAGCCUGACCGUUUUGAAGCGGAGCCCUCGGGGUCUCUGAAUUCGCUCACUUGUGUUUAUGCUGGAGUAUUUUUUUUUUAAUUUUAAUUAUUUAUUUGUCCGAGAGAGAGAGCACACUUGUACAAACCGUGGGGGGAGGCAGCCACAGGGAGAAGCAGGCUUUCCACUGAUCAAUGAACCCAAUGUGGGACUCAAUCCCAGAACCCUGGGAUCAUGACCUGAGCCAAAAACAGACACUUAACUGCCUGAGCCACCCAGGCGUCCCUGUGCUGGAGUAUUUUGAAGCAAAUCUCAGACAGCCCAUUAUUUUUCCACUUAAUUCUCACUAUCUAUCUCUAACAUAUAGUGACUUUAAACAAUAUUCAUAACUCCACUACCCAUCCCCUCCAGUGGACAUUAUCUAAUACAUACUUCAUGAUCACUUUUCCUUGACUGUCUAAAAAAUAUAACUUCAUAGCUGAUUUGCCCAAACCAGGAUCCAAGUAAGGGCUAUACAUUCUGUUUGAUGGAUUUUUCUUGGCUAAUUUUUAUUUAUUUUUUAAAAGAUUUUGUUUAUUCGUUUAGAGAGAGCGAGAGAGAGUGAGCACACGCAGGCGGGGGGAGGGGCAGAGAGAGACUCUCAGGCCGACUCCUGGACGAGAGAGC